AUGGCGGAUCUGGCAAACUACAAAAGACUCGAAAAAGUCGGGGAAGGUACCUAUGGUGUUGUUUAUAAGGCCCUUGAUCUGAGACACGGGCAACGAAUCGUGGCAUUGAAGAAAAUCCGACUAGAGAGUGAAGACGAAGGUGUUCCCAGUACUGCUAUUCGGGAAAUUUCCUUGCUCAAAGAGCUUAAAGAUGACAAUAUCGUGAGACUAUACGACAUCGUUCACUCUGACGCGCACAAGCUGUAUUUGGUUUUCGAGUUUUUGGACUUGGAUCUGAAACGGUAUAUGGAAUCGAUACCCAAGGAACAACCGCUUGGUGAGGGAAUCAUCAAAAAAUUCAUGAUGCAAUUGUGCAAAGGGAUCGCGUAUUGUCAUUCGCAUCGUAUUUUGCAUCGAGAUCUGAAACCUCAGAACUUGUUGAUCAACAGAGACGGGAACUUGAAACUGGGCGAUUUCGGGCUCGCACGCGCGUUUGGUGUUCCAUUGCGUGCUUACACGCAUGAGAUCGUGACAUUGUGGUAUCGGGCACCAGAAGUGUUGCUGGGUGGAAAACAGUAUUCGACAGGCGUCGAUAUAUGGUCGAUCGGAUGCAUUUUCGCAGAGAUGUGUAACAGAAGACCCAUUUUCAGCGGCGACAGUGAGAUUGAUCAGAUUUUCAAGAUAUUUAGGGUCCUGGGAACCCCGAAUGAAACUGUGUGGCCCGAUAUCGUGUAUUUGCCGGAUUUUAAACCCAAAUUCCCGAAAUGGCACCCUAAGGAAUUGCAACAAGUUGUGCCGUCAUUAGACGCGGUUGGAAUAGACCUGUUGCAAAAACUACUCACUUACGACCCGAUCAACAGAAUUAGUGCCAAACGCGCGGUCGAUCACGCGUAUUUCCAGGACGCAAGUCUUCUCAUAUAG
Lachancea mirantina is the source of this 900-nucleotide messenger RNA. NCBI's taxonomy places the organism in Eukaryota, Fungi, Ascomycota, Saccharomycetes, Saccharomycetales, Saccharomycetaceae. The record is from the annotation of a GenBank genome assembly.